This is a messenger RNA of Nylanderia fulva, 1114 nucleotides long. It is a transcript of the gene mRpL19, whose product is annotated as mitochondrial ribosomal protein L19. The record is from RefSeq and is a predicted model, not a curated record. Gene Ontology annotation, biological process: translation. Gene Ontology annotation, cellular component: ribosome; mitochondrial large ribosomal subunit. Lineage: Eukaryota; Metazoa; Arthropoda; Insecta; Hymenoptera; Formicidae. Gene Ontology annotation, molecular function: structural constituent of ribosome.
UCUAUAUACAUUUUAUAAGUCUAUGUUGAAUCGAACGUGUAUUUGUAUGUAAUUUUUUAUAUUUAACAAAAGAAUAUUUAAAUGUGUAAUGUUUGAAUAAACAAAUAGACAGAAUAAUAAUAGAAAAUUUAUAAAAAUGGUUAUAAUUUCAAGAAUUUUCUCACGUACAAAUUACGGUGGAUUACAAGCAGCAAAAAUACUAUACAAUGCAAGUAGAAAAAGUAUGUCGACGGUUGUUUCAAGUCCGACAGGAGAAACGCACAGUAAUGAGAUGCCAGAGCAAAAGAAAAUAAUUCCAGAUAGAUAUCGAUUUAUUUACCCAGAAUUCUUACCAGAACCAGAUCCGACACAUCGCAAUGCACUCAGAGAAAAAUUGGAGCGCAUGGAUAUGUUAGCAAGGCGUACGCAUAUAGCAAUACCAGAGUUUUAUGUUGGUUCUAUAUUAGCCAUAACUUAUUCCGAGCCACAUGCUCCUGGAAAAGUUAAUAGAUUUGUUGGUAUAUGUAUAGAGAGGAAUGGAUGUGGAUUGAGAUCUUCAUUUCUCUUGAGAAAUGUAGUUGAUAAUCAAGGCAUUGAAGUAUGUUUUGAAUUAUAUGAUCCUGCAAUACAGAAAAUAGAUUGUCUCAGACUUGAAAAAAGAUUGGAUUCACACCUACGAUAUUUGCGGGAUGCACCAGCAGAGUAUAGUACUUUUUCCUUUGAUCUGGAGCCAGAAUAUUUGACAGAAGAAACUGUUCCUGUAAAUGAGAUCAAAGUACCGCUUAAUAGAUUACCAUGGCUAGAGAAAUGGGAGCGUCAGGAAUUAAAAGGCAUAGAAAUACCGUUUAAAUUGUCUAGUAAACGCGUUAGAAAAGCCAAAGCUGCUGCAAAACCAUGGCAUAAAUAUGACUUAAUGAAUACAUACAGGCAAACUAUUCCUGAAGAAGAACAAAAUGAAAUAUAUAAUGAAGUAUAUACAAAAUUACAUGAAAUGGAAAUUACUAAACGUAGACAAAAACAUAAACGUACUUUCGUACGUCCACAGAAAAUUGGUUAAAUGAUUAUUAUACAGCAUUUCUUAAUUCAUGUAAGAAAGUAGAAUAAAAUAAAUAUGAUUCUUUUUUGUUAUAAUAUA